GCCGCAUAAAAACGGGUUAGACCACCAGCAUUUCCGGUCAUUCAGCGAAAAUACGGUAUAAUUUGCAAUACUGUAUAGACUAUUAACGUGAAAGAUUGAUUUGAUGGGAUGCAAUAAUACAACAGAUGGACGAUAUGAACGAGAUGACCUUCUGUAGAAAACUGCUCCAUAUUUAGGUACUUUCUAUGGAAAACUGGCCUGUACUUUGGCGCUUUCUAUGAGAAAUUAGCUCCUGUUUAGGUGUUAAAACACGUGGAGAAAUCCCAAAGAAACUUUACGUGUUCAAUGUUUUUAUCUAUUCGUCACUGGUGGGCUAUUAAAAAAAGUACCCUAGGCUAUAAAAAUAUAUAGUUUUAAUGCUACUUAAAUACAAAUUAUUCUUACACGAAGAGCAGUUAUAUAAUUACAGAAAGUAUGGCAUUUUUAUAACGGCGAAUACUAUAAAAAAUAAAUUAAAAAAAUCUCUGAUUUGCAUUAAAAUUAUAACAGUAAUACAUCAACAAAAUUUUCUAUUGUGACGUUAAAAAUUUUGUUUACUUGUAAGCUUACCUGUUUGUUUUUCGUGCAUGAAUAUGCUUAAUUUGCAAGCAGUAUUGGCCAUUUUAUUAGAACUAAGUGACUUGAAUUUCGUGUUAAAGAUAGUUGCAAUGAUUUCACGAAUAUGGAAAUUCAUGGUAGUUCUCAUAGCUAUGAUGCGUGUAACUUCAGCAAGAGAAAAAUUUCAACAUUCUCCAACAUUUCAAUAUCCUCCAACAAUGAUGAAACAACCGCCUCAUGAGCAACUGUAUCAAGUGGUACAGAAUGAAGAAGAAUAUGAUAAACCAUUCGUUUUAGAUUGUGAAGCCGAUGGAAAUCCUGAACCCGUGUAUCGAUGGAAUAAAAAUGGAUUAGAAUUUGACUAUGUAUCUUAUGAUAAACGGAUCAGUCAACAGCCGCAAAGAGGAACUCUUGUGUUUACAAAACCUGAAGAUAUCGACGAAGGCCUUUAUCAAUGCUUUGCUGAAAACAGUCAUGGUACAUCAGUUUCAAAUUCAGUAUUCUUGAGGAGAUAUGAAUUGAAUUCAUUUCCUGAUACUGGCAUAAUAGAAAAAAAAGUGCUAGAAGGUGCACCAUUAAGUUUGAUUUGUGAUCCCCCUCCUGGCUAUCCAAAACCCAAAAUACAGUGGUUAAUAAUAUCAAGCAAAGGAACUUUACGCAGUAUUCACAGUUCAAGGCUUUCAGUUGACCCAGAAGGAAAUUUACAUUUUUCAAAAGUAACUGAAGAAGAUGCUUUAACUAAUGGAUAUUAUGUUUGUGGCAUAACAACAGCUUUUCAAAAAGAAUAUAAAUUAGGCAGCAAAUUUCAGUUGAGUAUCCAAACUAAUGGAGUUAUAAAUCCAUACGGUCACUCACUAAAACAGCAGUAUAUUUCACCAGUUGAGAAUACUGCAUUAGAAGGUCAUUCAUUUGAACUCCAUUGUAUUUUUGGUGGAACGCCAAUGCCGCAUGUAAUAUGGACAAAAAUAGGUGGAAUUAUUGACUACCCUAGACAUAGUUUUGGUCAGUAUGGAAGAACUUUAAGAAUUUCAUCAGUUACAAUUGCUGAUAAUGGUGUAUAUGAAUGUGCGGUCAGUAAUGGAAAUGGACGUGGAGUAGCUCAUGCAAUGAAUGUAACUGUUCAAUCCGAACCUUCUUGGAUUGAAGCACCAAAUAACACACAUCUUAGUGUAGGUGAAUCUGUGAAGUUCGUGUGCAAAGCAACGGGUAUUCCAGAACCGAAACUUGAAUGGUUUGUAAAUGGAGAGCCAAUAGAGAAAGCUUUACCAAAUCCAAGAAGAACUAUUCAAGGAGAUACUUUAAGUAUUGAAAAGCUACAAAAAUUUGACACUGCUGUGUAUCAGUGCAAUGCCUCAAAUAUUUAUGGCUAUGUAUUUAGAGAUUUUUAUUUGAAUGUUGCAGAUGUACCUCCAACAAUAACAGUGCCUCCAGAACCACUUGUUAAAGCAGUGAUUUCUUCAACAGUAGUAUUACGUUGUGAAGUAUUUGGUGCUCCUCAACCUGAUAUUAAAUGGAGUAAAAAUGGACGUGAAUUAACAGGAGGAAAAUAUCAAGUUAUUGGUAAGGGAAGCCUUCAAAUUACGAAUGUAUUAGUUUCAGAUCAAGGAACUUAUACAUGUAUAGCAAGAAAUAAAUUUGGUGAAAUGAAACGACAUGGGAAAUUAGAAGUAAAAGGUAAAACAAGAAUUAUUCAAUUUCCAGAAAAUUUUGAAGUAGCAGCAGGAAAAUCUGCAACAUUUAGAUGCAAUGCAGAGGCUGAUUCUUCAUUGGAAAUGAAGAUAACAUGGUUGUUUAAUGGCCUACCAAUUGAUUUUGAUUUAGAUUCCAGAAUGAUUCAGACAGUUGAUAAUUCAUUAACAAUAGCAAAAACAAUUGAAUUAGAUUCUGGAAAAUACAAAUGUUUAGCUCAAACAGAAUUAGAUCAAGAUGAAGCUGUAGCAAGUCUAACAGUUCAAGGUAAAACAAGAAUUAUUCAAUUUCCAGAAAAUUUUGAAGUAGCAGCAGGAAAAUCUGCAACAUUUAGAUGCAAUGCAGAGGCUGAUUCUUCAUUGGAAAUGAAGAUAACAUGGUUGUUUAAUGGCCUACCAAUUGAUUUUGAUUUAGAUUCCAGAAUGAUUCAGACAGUUGAUAAUUCAUUAACAAUAGCAAAAACAAUUGAAUUAGAUUCUGGAAAAUACAAAUGUUUAGCUCAAACAGAAUUAGAUCAAGAUGAAGCUGUAGCAAGUCUAACAGUUCAAGGACAUACCACUGUGGUGUGUGGAAGAGGGAAUAUGGACAAAUCUCCUCAAAUAAAAAGCUUGGCAGGUUGGAUCCAUUUGGAUUGGUGCAGGUGGAGAAAUGUGAUUACAAUGUCACCUUGGGCUAACUAUACAUUUCGUGUACUAGCAAGAAAUAAAAUUGGGAUUAGUUUGCCCAGUGACGCUUCUGACGUAUGUCAAACGCCAACAGAUGUGCCAUAUAAAAAUCCAGAUGGAGUAGAAGGUUUUGGUACAGAACCUAACAAUUUGGUUAUAUCGUGGACUCCAAUGCCGCCAAUUGAUCACAAUGCACCAGAAUUUUUUUAUAAAGUAUUUUGGAAACGUGAUGAUGAUUUGGAAGGUAAUUGGGAAUUUGUAAAGAUAACAGACUGGAAACAAAAUAGACAUAUUGUUUACAAUCAGCCUACAUUUAAACGUUAUCGGAUUAAAGUUGAAGCACACAAUUAUAUAGGACAGGCAAAUGACGUAGCGACUGAAGUAAUUGGAUUUUCUGGAGAAGAUGUACCAGAAGAAGCACCUCAAAUUAUUAAUUGUACAUACAUAAAGGAUAUUGAUGCUACCUAUGUUGCUUGGAAUCCUGUCCCAGAAAGUUCAGUUCGUGGAAAUUUCAAAGGUUAUAAGAUACAAGUUUUGGCAUAUGUGGGAGAUAUAAAAUAUAUAAAGGAAGAAAUAGUAAGUCAUGAUCAGAAUGAAACUCUACUGAACGUUCUUCAUCCAAACACAGAAAAUAAAAUUGUUGUAUUUGUUUUCAAUGGAAGAUAUAAUGGACCUCAAUCAGAAGCAUUCAUUGUUGCACCAGAAGGAACCCCUGGACCAGUUGCUAGUUUUAAUGCUGUGCCUUUUGGUUCAAGUGCAUUUCAUCUAUCAUGGGAAAAACCAUUAGAGCCUAAUGGAAAUUUAACUGGUUAUCAAAUAUUUUAUGAAGAAGUUUAUGGAACUUUAUUGGGUCCAAAAGUUGAGCGAGAACCACCUAUUACUAUACCAACGGAGACAAGAGCAAAACUAUUUGGACUCAAUCCUGCUACAAGAUACAGAAUAACUAUUUGUGCAACUACUAGAGCAGGUCAAGGAAUGCCUUAUUUUAUUGAAAUUGAAACUAAUAAAGCAUUAGAUAAACCUCCUGAAGUACCUGACUUUAAAUGGGUUGUUUUAUCACAUGGAGAAGAUAAACCUGGUAUAGCUAUUACUUGGAUACCAGCAGUAGGAUGUGAUCCAAGAGGUCAAUUUUAUGUGCAGUAUAGGAGGGAAAGUAAAUUUAUAAUUUAUUAUUGCUAAAAUUAAUAUUUAUUU
Messenger RNA from Centruroides sculpturatus (bark scorpion), 4085 nucleotides. Its product is annotated as neuroglian-like. Gene Ontology annotation, molecular function: cell-cell adhesion mediator activity. Gene Ontology annotation, biological process: cell-cell adhesion; brain development. The coding region runs from base 567 to 4070 and encodes 1167 amino acids. The record is from RefSeq and is a predicted model, not a curated record. The transcript has 21 exons. NCBI's taxonomy places the organism in Eukaryota, Metazoa, Arthropoda, Arachnida, Scorpiones, Buthidae.